Tinamus guttatus (white-throated tinamou) is the source of this 516-nucleotide messenger RNA. NCBI's taxonomy places the organism in Eukaryota, Metazoa, Chordata, Aves, Tinamiformes, Tinamidae. The record is from RefSeq and is a predicted model, not a curated record.
CAUGUUUUAUUAUGCAACAUUUAUAAACUCUAUUCUCUGGCAGGUUUCGGGGAUCAUAUUCACUGGAGAACACUAGAAGAUGGGAAGAAAGAGGCAGCAGCCAGUGGGUUGCCUCUUAUGGUUAUCAUCCACAAGUCCUGGUGUGGAGCUUGUAAAGCUUUAAAGCCAAAGUUUGCUGAAUCCAAGGAGAUCUCUGAACUUGCUCAUAAUUUUGUUAUGGUCAACCUUGAGGAUGAUGAAGAACCAAAGGAUGAAGCUUUUAGCCCAGAUGGAGGUUACAUUCCCAGAAUCCUUUUCAUGGAUCCCAGUGGAAAAGUCCACCCAGAGAUCAUCAAUGAGAAAGGAAAUCCCAGCUACAAGUAUUUCUAUACCAAUGCUGAUCAAGUUGUCCAAGGGAUGAAGGAGGCCCAGGAGAAGCUGACAGGUGAUGCUUUCAAACAAAAACACCUGGGAGAUGAACUAUAAUAAAUAUACUGAAUGAUGCUUUUUCAUCACUUCAAAACUCUAAAAUGAAAU